Nerophis lumbriciformis (worm pipefish) is the source of this 417-nucleotide messenger RNA. NCBI's taxonomy places the organism in Eukaryota, Metazoa, Chordata, Actinopteri, Syngnathiformes, Syngnathidae. The record is from RefSeq and is a predicted model, not a curated record.
AUGUUGGCCUCCAUCCUCCGCUGCUCUCGACCCAUCCGUUUUGCCCGCGCCGUCCACAUGGACCCCGCCCGCCCCGUAGAGGGCGCCAUCACCAGCAAACUGACUGCCGCCUUCCAGCCGGAGCACCUGGAGGUGAGUAACGAAAGCCACGCUCACGCCGUGCCGCCUGGAUCCGAGUCGCACUUCCGCGUGCUGGUGGUCAGCGAGCGCUUCAGCGGCCUGUCGCCGCUGCAGCGCCACCGUCUGGUCAACGAGGCGCUGAAGGAGGAGCUGAGCACUCGCGUCCACGCACUGGCUAUCCAAGCCAAGACGCCCGAGCAGUGGCGUCUGGACCCCAACGUGGCCAAGAGCCCUCCCUGCAUGGGGGGUUCUCGAGGGGAUGUCACCAUGGAGGACAAAUUGAAAGCCGGACAAUAA